Messenger RNA from Punica granatum (pomegranate), 2637 nucleotides. NCBI's taxonomy places the organism in Eukaryota, Viridiplantae, Streptophyta, Magnoliopsida, Myrtales, Lythraceae. The record is from RefSeq and is a predicted model, not a curated record.
CUCAAGUCCAAGAGAGCUGAUCAUCGUAUUGGUUUUCUACUGGGAACUCGAACCGGUACCAAGCGAGAAGUCGGAAAUGCAAGAAUAUCUGAGAACCGUCCAGGGGAGAAUCACUGAUAGUAUAGUUCUCGGAACUGUUAUGUCCAUUAAUUCCCACAUUAUCAAUGGCGAAGUUGUCAUCUUAGCAAGCCACGGGCAAGCGGGGCCUGGUAAAUCGGCUUCCAUCCGACUAUACAGCGCCACGGAGCUCGACCCGAAAACCAGUCGAGGAAAGCUGAGCAAAGAAGUGAGGCUCAAGCAUGGGAGAAGCAAGAAAGAUAAGGGGCUCAAAACUGUGACAUACCGAGUCAAGAUCAGAGUCGAUACAGAAUUUGGGAUUCCCGGCGCUCUUGUUAUCAAUAACAAACACAAGAACAAGUUCUUCCUCCAGUCGGCUUCUUUCCAGGUCCCGAGUGGCCGUACUAUCCACUUUGACUGCAACUCUUGGGUGUAUCCUGUUAAGAAAACCAAUGCUGAUAGAAUUUUCUUCUCGAACAUGAGUUAUCUCCCGAACCAAACACCGGAAGCUCUGGAAGAGCUGAGGAGGGAAGAACUCAGUUGCUUGAGAGGAGAUGGAACCGGAAAACGAAAGGAGUGGGACCGGAUAUACGACUAUGAUUACUACAACGAUCUCGGGAAUCCUGACCGAGGAGAGGAACAUGUAAGACCUGUCCUGGGCGGGAAUGCAUCAUAUCCCUAUCCUCGUAGGCUCCGGACAGGCCGCCCUCCCAGUGAGAACGAUCCUUCAUAUGAGAGCAAGCCAGGAAUGAUGAGCUUGAACAUAUUCGUUCCUCCUGACGAGCAAUUCAACCCGAGGAAAUUACCAGCAUUGCUCUCGAAUUCAAUUCAGUCUGCAGUUCAUUUCCUUGUGCCGGAAGCAAGGUCCUUACUCCGAGAUGAUUCAGAUAGUUUCGACUCAUUUGAUGAGAUACGAGGAUUGUUCGCUAGGAAAGAGAAUAGAAAACCGGCAUCAGAUGAGCAGCCCAAAAAGAAGACUUCGCACCGUAAAAAGCAGGGCCUCACGAAAUUCCCGUUGCCUCAGAUAAUAGCAGAAGAUGAGUGGGCUUGGAAGAGCGAUGUGGAGUUUGCACGCCAAAUGCUAGCCGGAGCAAAUCCAGUACGAAUUCAGUGCUUGCAGGAAUUCCCUCCGUUGAGCAGGAGUGGAGCGCUAAGUUCAAUAGAGGAAGCAGACCUAGAGCCCAACCUCGAAGGACUGACACCCGAGCAGGCCAUGCUCCAGAUGAGAAUGUUCAUCCUCGAUCACCACGACCAUCUCAUGCCGUUUCUGGACAGAGUAAACAGGAAAGAUGUUCGAGCUUAUGCGUCCCGGACAUUGCUAUUCCUUAGAGAAGACUCCACGUUGAAGCCGGUGGCAAUCGAGUUGAGCCUCCCGGGAACCCCUUAUGGCAUGGAGUUCAAUAGGGUGUUUCUCCCCGCCCUUGGUAGUCGAGGAGACCAGGAAGCGGCUCUGUGGCAACUUGCCAAGGCCCAUGUCUCAGCCAACGACUGCGCAUACCAUCAUCUAAUCAGCCAUUGGUUGCAUACUCAUGCUGUGGUCGAGCCAUUCAUUAUUGCCACGAGAAGACAGUUGAGCGCGAUGCACCCAAUACACCGACUACUAGACCCACACUUCAAGGACACCAUUCACAUCAAUGCACUGGCUCGGCUGAUCCUCAUGAACUCUGGAGGGAUGCUCGAGACGAUUCUGUUCACGAAGAAGGUGUCGAUGGAGCUGUCCUCAAUGUUGUACAAGGAAUGGAGAUUCGAUGAACAAGGCCUCCCUUCUGACUUAUUGAAGAGGGGAAUGGCCAUAGAUGAUCCGAGUAGCCCUGCCGGAGUCCAGCUUCUCUUCGAAGACUAUCCCUAUGCUGCAGAUGGGCUCGAAAUCUGGACCGCCCUCAAGACAUGGGUAACCGAUUUCUGCUCCAUCUUUUACAGGGACGACAGCUCUGUCCAAUCCGAUGAAGAGCUACAAGCAUGGUGGUCAGAGAUUCGGAACGUGGGGCACGGGGAUAAGAAGGACGAGACAUGGUGGUACGACAUGAGGACGCUUACUGAACUCAUUGAGGCCAUCACUACUCUCAUAUGGAUCACCUCGGCCCUUCAUGCUUCGGUAGCCUCUGGCCAGUAUACAUACGCUGGCUUCCCUCCCAACCGCCCAGGACUCUGCAGACGGUUCGUUCCAAAGGAAGGCACUUUCGAGUUUGGCCAGUUCCUAAGAGAAACCGAUAGAUACUAUCUCGAGUUGUUGCCAGGAAGAUCCGACAUGACCUUAAUGGUAGCACUAAUGGAAGUCCUGUCUCGGCACACAUCGCAUGAAGUAUACUUGGGGCAGAGGUCAUUGCCGGAGUGGACUGAUAAUGGAGUGAUUCUACAGAAGUUUGCAAAUUUUAAUGGAAAUCUAAGACAGAUAGAAGAAAGGAUCUUGGAAAGGAACAAAGAUCCGAAUCUUAAGAACAGGUUUGGACCAGCCAAAAUUCCGUACGAACUUCUAUACCCGAAUGCCUCAAAUGCAGAAAGGGCACCUGGAAAUGCCGGUAAAGGGAUACCAAACAGCAUAUCUAUUUGAUGAGAUAGCAGCAAUACCAAAUGCUUAUC